Molecule: messenger RNA, 693 nt
Organism: Nerophis lumbriciformis (worm pipefish)
Lineage: Eukaryota; Metazoa; Chordata; Actinopteri; Syngnathiformes; Syngnathidae
Source: RefSeq, a predicted model, not a curated record
GUGGCCAAACACUUCAGCGGAAUGGACGAGGAGAUGAAGCUCCAGUUCCCGUCUCUGCCCGCCACAAAAGAAGAGCUCCCGGACUGGGCUUAUACGAUGAGAAGAGAAAUGCAGGAAAUAUUACCAGGACUGUUCUUAGGUCCUUACUCUGCUGCCAUGAAAAGCAAACUGCAGAUCCUGGAGAGAGAGGGCAUCACGCACGUCGUGUGUGUGCGGCAAGACAUCGAAGCCAAUUUUAUCAAACCUAAUUUCCCUCAUUUAUUUAGAUACCUUGUGUUAGAUAUUGCAGACAAUCCUGUGGAAAAUAUCAUAAGAUUUUUCCCUACAACUAAAGAAUUUAUUGAUAACUGUUUAGCAACAGGAGGAAAGGUACUAGUUCACGGUAAUGCAGGGAUCUCAAGAAGUGCUGCCUUAGUGAUUGCCUACCUAAUGGAAACAUUUGGAAUGAAAUACAGGGAUGCAUUCAGUCACAUCCAGGAAAGGAGGUUCUGUAUAAAUCCAAACAUAGGAUUUGUUAAUCAGCUUCAGGAGUAUGAAGCGAUCUACCUCGCCAAACUGACCAUUAAGAUGAUGUCAUCCAUGCAGCUUGGCUGCUCCUUCUUACGAGGAGGCAUGCCAGGAAGCCGUAAGCGCAGCCUGGAGGAAGAGGACGACUUUGGAGCAAUGCAGGUCACAGCAGCACAAAAUGGAUGA